Messenger RNA from Quercus lobata, 696 nucleotides. RefSeq lists its product as uncharacterized. Bases 1 to 696 code for a protein of 231 amino acids. The transcript has 3 exons. Gene Ontology annotation, molecular function: nucleic acid binding; RNA-DNA hybrid ribonuclease activity. The record is from RefSeq and is a predicted model, not a curated record. NCBI's taxonomy places the organism in Eukaryota, Viridiplantae, Streptophyta, Magnoliopsida, Fagales, Fagaceae.
AUGUUUAAACCCCAGUUGGGCAAGAAUAUUGAGAUCUAUAUAGAUGACAUGGUGGUGAAGAGCAUGGUGGUGCCUGAGCAUGUGAGAGAUCUCGGAAACAUUUUUGAAAUUCUGAGGAAGCAUAAGCUACGCCUUAACGCUUCCAAGUGCUCUUUUGGUGUGGGAUCAGGCAAGUUUCUAGGCUAUAUGGUGACUCACCAGGGAAUCGAGGUCAAUCUCGAUCAGAUUAAGGUAGACGGAGUCCUGUUCACUUAUAUCGUUAUGGCCCCUCAUGCUAUAAGUUUGGUGUUGAUACGAGUUGACAGUGGUGUACAACGGCCAGUUUAUUAUGUGAGCAAAUCACUGCUUGAGGCCGAGGUCCUCACGGACCUGGUGGUCGAGUUCGCUGAACCCUCACUGGAAGAAGUAAUAGAAGCACAACACAUGGAUGGAAAAUCGGUUGGCGCAAUCUCCCUGCAAGAACCUUUAUUCUGGAAGGUAUACGUUGAUGGUGUGGCAAAUCAAAUGGGCUUUGGAGUGGGGCUAAUUUUGAUCUCACCUGAGAAGCUUACCAUUAAGAAAUCAUUAAGAUUAGGCUUUUCGGCUACAAAUAAUGAGGUUGAAUAUAAAGCUUUGCUGGAGGGAAUGUCCAUGGUUCAAAGAAUGGGAGGAAAGUUAGUAAAAAUGUUCUUGGACUCAAGACUAGUUGUCGGCUAG